This is a messenger RNA of Cuscuta campestris, 667 nucleotides long. NCBI's taxonomy places the organism in Eukaryota, Viridiplantae, Streptophyta, Magnoliopsida, Solanales, Convolvulaceae. The record is from the annotation of a GenBank genome assembly.
GAAAAACUCACCGAAACAAAUUAUCCGGCAUGGUCUCUCAAUGUCCAGACAGCUCUUUCAGCUAAUCUCCUCCUUGGAUGGAUUGAUGGUCAUGAAGCAGCCCCGGCGCCAACUAUCUCCAAAAACGAUAAAACCGUCCCUAAUCCAGAGUAUACCUCCUGGACCAUCGUUGACACACAGAUCCGCGCCUGCCUCCUAACGGUCAUCAGCCCCUCCGUUCACAAACAUGCUCGCGGCUUCACCACAUCUGCUGCCCUCUGGGAUGCUUUGGCCGCACGGUACAACUCCGUGUCCACCGCUCAUGUUUAUCAGCUUCGGGACAAACUCCACACUCUUCGUAAAGGUACCAAAACUAUGACACAAUACCUUGAUGAUGUGGCAACUAUUCUCUCGAAUCUCGAUGCCUUGAAAGAAGAGAUCCCUGAACGUGAUGUGGUGAAUGUUGUUAUUCGUGGUCUUCCCACCGAAUACUCAUCCUUUAAGCAAAACAUUCGCAUGAACAAUACCAAUAUUUCGUUAAAUCAGCUUUCUGGAUGGUUGAUCUCCGAAGAAAUAAACCUGGAGAUGGAGAAUAAACUCAGCCUCACCGAGUCUACCAUCACCGAACCUCGCACAACACUUCUCGCUACGAACGGUCGAGGUCGCGGUAGAGGAGGCUACCGCGGUC